Lates calcarifer (barramundi perch) is the source of this 3149-nucleotide messenger RNA. RefSeq names its product MyoD family inhibitor domain containing (gene mdfic). NCBI's taxonomy places the organism in Eukaryota, Metazoa, Chordata, Actinopteri, Centropomidae. The coding region runs from base 386 to 1219 and encodes 277 amino acids. The transcript has 5 exons. The record is from RefSeq and is a predicted model, not a curated record.
AGGAGAGAAGAGUGGCUUCACUGGCUGUUGUGCAGGAAUCCGGAUAUGAUGAAAAUGUUUUAGACUCAACUAUCCUCAGCAAACUACCGCCACACAACGUCGAAGGCGUCGCGAGGACUAUUAUUGAUAUUUUUAGACGUCAACACUCUGGAAUAAGUAGAACCGGGACAAACUGGCAACUUAAGGUAACGAAAAAGUUUUUGAAGGACAAGUUACUCUUUCACCCAGUUUCUUGUUUUUCUUCACAACGUCCCGGGUUGGAGGAAGGAAGGAUGGGAAUAAGUCAAAUCUGAAGCAAGAGAGUUGUCAUGUUUGAAAGCGCUGAGGGCUGAGGGAAAGGGAGGAACUUCUUCUGCCGUGUGUGUCCCGAAAAGACGACUGUCUCAUGUCCAAGGAGACCGUCCUUCCUCCGGAUGGGCCGGCUGGAGCAGGGAAGGGCCCCCAGCAAGAGACAAAUCCUCUGCUGUCAGACUCACACGAUGCGUGUGACGGUGAAUCAUCAGGAAGAACUCUGUCUCCCAGGAAACCAGCCACUGAAGGACAAAGUCACGUGACAGACGAGAAGCCUGAUUACUGCGAGCCUGUAAGAACUCAACCUCAGUCUGAGUCUCAGCCAGUGCCCUCGGAGCCUGCAGAAGGAGAUGCUGCCAAGGACCAAAAUGGCUUUCACCACAACAGCACUGGCACGCCCGCGCUGAGUAAUGGCAGCGGAAUCCACCCUGGCAUCGGCGGGGCAGGGGCCACGCGCGUAUGUUCCUGCGGUGCCAACAUCAGCAUGGGCACCGCGGCUGGGUUGGGCCCUGGCGCAAGAGGGGCGCCGACUACAGAGCAGCCCAGGAAGCAGCCGUCCACACCUGUGUCACAGAGGAUGCAGAGGAAAUUGAGGUCCAGCUUGUCAGUCAACAGUGACAGCAGCAGACGCAGCAAAGGCAGUUCCAUUGGGUCGCAGAAACCACCUUUACCAGAGGACUGCUGCGUCCACUGCAUCUUGGCCUGCCUGUUCUGUGAGUUCCUGACACUUUGCAACAUGGUGGUGGCGCAGGCCUCGUGCGGCGCGUGCACAUCGGAGGCCUGCUGCUGCUGCUGCUGCACCGACGACCUGGGCGACGACUGCAACUGCCCCUGUGACAUGGACUGCGGCAUCAUGGAUGCCUGCUGCGAGUCCUCGGACUGCCUGGAAAUCUGUAUGGAGUGCUGCGGCAUCUGCUUCCCUACAUAGGGAGGCCUGUGCUGGUGUGUGGACCAGGUGUCUCAGCGAGGGGAUAAGUGGACCUCGGAAGAACAUAUAGAAGGACACUGCUGCUGCUGUCACUUUGAAUUCAGCAACAGACAGAGGGAACAAGUGUGUGUGCGUGUGUGAGUGUGAGUGUGUGAUGGUCACCAUAUGUUUGUGGAUGUCCUUUUUUCACGAUGUGUGAUGAUUGCUGAGUGUAUGGAGCCGUGUGGUGUGGUUGAGUAAAGCAUGCUUUCAAAGAUGUAUUUUGACACUGGGCUUCUCCAUCAAAACCAGCUCAGCAGGGGCUAGAAGUAACUCCAGAUAUAUGAACAGUUAGAUCUUUAGUUGAUAGUAAGUUGUUUCUGUUAAGUAUUCUAUCCUUGGCAAAAAAAGUAUUAUAACAGAAUGCCUUUGAAGAUUUUAUUGUUACAUCAGGAAUGCUGUCUAAUUGUAUCUUAUCUUGCCUUUUUUUUUUUUUUUUGGUCAUUUUGGUGACUCGACCAAACAAAAUGAUAACAUUUCCUCUGUUUCCAUUUUCAAUGCUUCUGUUUUUUUGAUGAUGAGAAACUGAAGUUGCAGUCGUAGCACUGCACAACACUGUAAAAGGUUUAUGUGACAUUCUUAGUUGCAUACUGUAGACUUUCAUUUACACACCAUCUACUGUAGCACUGUACAACAGUUGAAACUGGUGAAAUAUCAAAGGUGAAUCAGGAUACCAUAUCAUUUGCUACAUUCUGACGCUGAAGGUAAAGAAUGUUGUUGGGACAAAAUGCUAAUAGUUUCUAUUUUUUUAAAAACUGAGAUGUCAUAUUAUUACAAAAAAAACUGCACAAAAUUGCUGAUAGCUAAAUCUUACAGAGUACUGGAAUAUCAAUGAAAAUAUUUUUGUUCCAAAGAAUUUCAUCUCACACUCUCGCCUUCUUAAUUGGCAGUAUUUGAAGCCUUGGGUUUACUGGAAAUACAGCACAGAUCCUCGCAUCUUAAACACAAAAGGUUCUGACUGUACAGUUUUCUGCAAUGUUAGGAUAAACAAUGUCUACAGCUUCUGUUUUUUACUCUUUGAAAGUCCUCCUCUAAUGUUACAGCCAUCAAUGAUUAGGCUUUGUCAGCUGCAUAUGGUACAAGUCUCCUCUGUGAUGCCAUUUUACAUACAUACUGUUUAAGUAUGACUUGUUGAGCUCUGUUCACGAGGGGUUUGAUAAGGAAUUAAAAAAUGGUGACCCUGGUUGCCACAUAAGCGGCUUUCGGGUAUCAAGCCCAGUGACUCACAAUACAAAAAGGGAAUCAUGAACUGUCAUGUUGAAAUGGUAAACUAAUGCAGGGUAAAGGCAGUUUUCUUCUCCUUUUUUUCUGUUCCUUAAUUCUGUGUAUUUGGAGAUGAGGUUGUGGUGAAUCACCAGUGGAGUCAUUUUCUUGUCUCGGAGAUAUGCUUUGAUGUUGUUUAAGUGAUGAUACUUAAUGCUGGCCCUCAUUAGCACUGCUCGAUAAAUGGUAACAAAAAAUGUCCCUUCGUAAUGCCAACAAAGAUAAUGUGCUGUCAUGUACGGCUCGUCUUAACGGCGCACUGUUAUUGUGUAUAAGGAGGUUGGAUGGGCACCUCUGCAGCAGAGAAUGUGCAGAAAGUAAACCUCAUUUUCAUGUUUAUGAUUAACUCAAGCCACAAGUUCAUAUGGGCUAAAGAGUGACAAGAAAACACUAUAUAGAUAAUGUGAAAAAUUAAUCUAAACGAAAACGUGUAUACAUGUAGCUACAGUAGCUGUCCUCCUAUACUAUACUGUUAUGUUUUUUUAUUCUGUGCCUUACACUUGAUCCUUCUCAUUUUCAUCUUGAUGCAGUAACUUGGAGUUCACAACUCAUUUUAUUUGUUUUGUACAUUAUCUUCAAUAGCAGAGAGAACAGUUUUUAAAAAAUAAAACAUGAAAAAAUGAAAUGA